Molecule: messenger RNA, 3108 nt
Organism: Danio rerio (zebrafish)
Lineage: Eukaryota; Metazoa; Chordata; Actinopteri; Cypriniformes; Danionidae
Source: RefSeq, a predicted model, not a curated record
AGUUGUAGGGGAGCGUGGACCGGAGCGGAAGCUCAGACUGUUGUCCUUCCUCCUGCCCGACUCUCAGGAUGAGGAUCGGUCACAGUUUGUCUGUAUGUCUCUGAUUAAAUCACACACCAGCAGCUCCUCUCCCACCUCCCGAAUGCAGGUAAGAACUGACCAACUGCAUUUCGGAGUGGUGUUUUGCGUUGCUUAUAUCGUUGAGUGUCAAAAACGCCUGACGUCUCCAGCUCUGCCUUCUGAAGAUCAGCUGAGACAAUAAUGUGUGUGAACUGUAACUUAAUAAACACGAGAGAACAGUGUUUCAACCUACUGCGCGCCUCAUCGUUUGUGCUGAUUUACACAUGACCGUAUUUGGAGAUGCCGAGGACCGUCUGAGCUGGAGCGGGUGACAUGGCCAGACCUGCUCCUGCUUGUCAUGUUCUGCUUGUCAGCUCAGCUCGCCAGCUAAACUUAUUUCAUCUAAAUCACCCAUGUUUAAGAGAUCAAAACUUUUUGCCUUCACUGCGCAGGCAAGAACAGCUAAUAAUAGCCUUACAUAACAAAGCCCGCUAUUUGAGUAGCUGACAACUGUGGUGACUCGCUGUAAUGCGAAACACGCCACGACACUUCGAGGACGAGUUUUAACAGCACGUGCAAGAAGAUUAACAGGCAUGCCAAAGGAAAAAUAUGAUCCUCCAGACCCACGCAGAUUAUACACCAUCAUGUCAGCCGAGGAAGUGGCCAGUGGAAAGAAAUCACACUGGACCGAGUUGGAGAUUUCUGGGCGGGUCAGAAGCCUGAGCAGUUCACUAUGGACGCUGACCCAUCUGACUGCUCUCCACAUCAACAACAACAACCUGAGCCGGAUUCCUCCAGAAAUCGCAAAGCUGCCCCAUCUCGUCUACCUGAACCUGUCCUCCAACAAACUGCGCAGCCUGCCAGCAGAACUCGGCAACAUGGUGACUCUCAGGGAAUUGCUUUUGAAUAACAAUUGUUUACGAGUUUUGCCUUAUGAACUUGGUCGGCUGUUCCAAUUGCAAACCCUCGGCCUCAAAGGUAAUCCAUUGUCCCAGGAUAUACUCAACCUGUAUCAGGAGCCUGAUGGAACAAGGAAAUUAUUAAAUUACAUGCUCGACAAUCUUGCAGUCCACCCAGAACAACUCCCCCAAAGACCUUGGAUCACUCUGAGGGAGAGAGACCAAAUGAUGCCCACAGCUGUGUUCACAGUAAUGUGCUACAAUGUAUUGUGCGACAAGUAUGCAACAAGGCAGCUGUAUGGCUAUUGUCCUUCAUGGGCCCUUAACUGGGAGUACAGGAAGAAGGGCAUUAUGGAGGAGAUCACCAACUGUGACGCUGACAUCAUCAGCCUGCAGGAGGUGGAAACCGAGCAGUACUACACUUUCUUUCUGGAAACACUGAAAGAUCGUGGAUAUGAUGGAUUUUUCUGUCCAAAGUCUCGUGCCAAACUCGUGUCAGAACAGGAGCGUAAACAUGUGGAUGGCUGUGGUGUGUUUUUCAAGACCGAGAAAUUUGCUCUGGUGCAGAAACACACAGUGGAGUUCAAUCAAGUAGCCAUGGCGAACUCAGAGGGCUCGGAGGUUAUGCUAAACAGAGUUAUGACCAAAGAUAACAUCGGAGUAGCCGUCCUGCUGGAGGUGAAGAAAGACCUGUUUGCUACUGGCUUAAAGCCACCUCCAGAGAAACAGCUCCUGCUUGUAGCUAACGCCCACAUGCACUGGGAUCCAGAAUACUCGGAUGUGAAGCUCAUCCAGACUAUGAUGUUCCUGUCUGAGCUCAAGAGCAUCGCUGAGAGGGCCUCGGGAUCUAUCAACUCUUCUUCACCCACAUCAGAAACAAGCUCUAUCCCUAUCGUCCUGUGUGCUGAUCUCAACUCCCUCCCAGAUUCUGGUGUGGUGGAGUAUCUGAGCAAUGGCGGAGUUGCAGAAAAUCACAAAGACUUUAAAGAACUGCGCUACAGCGACUGUUUAACUAACUUCAGCUGCAAUGGCAAAAACGGCAAGCCUGAUGGCAGUAUCACACACAGUUUCCAGCUGAAGAGUGCCUAUGAGGGGAAUCUCAUGCCCUACACCAACUACACUUAUGACUUCAAGGGUGUGAUUGACUACAUCUUCUUCUCAAAGACACACAUGAGCGUUCUGGGUGUUCUGGGUCCAUUGGAGACACAAUGGCUGAAGGACAACAACAUAACCGGCUGCCCUCACCCUCACAUCCCCUCCGACCACUUCUCCCUCCUGGCUCAGCUGGAGUACCAUCCGCCUUUACCCCCCCUCAACGGGCUGCAUCUGCCUGUCCACAGUACUGCCUGCGAAAGCAAGAUGCUUACAGAGUGAACCAGCACCAGCAUUCAUCCAUCCACUCAUCCUUCCAUCCAUCCAUCCAUCCAUCCAUUUCUUCACCAGAGAGGCAUGAUGACUACUAAAUGGCCAUGAUUCAGUUAUAACGUUCUUAUAAAGAAAAGAUGUCAUGGUCAGCAAUGUUCAAAUGAAUUGUUAAUGAAAUUGCUAAAUAUCUGAGGAAUGUAAAUUGGCAGUUUCCCUUGUUUAAUAGCAGCAAUUUUGAUUUCUAAGGUUUUUUUUAAUACAUUUUAAAAACCUUUCAUGUAAUCCUAACAAAAAUUCACAUCAAAGCAUAUUUCCUACAAAUGUAUUCCGAGUGCUCAGAUUAAAAUCCAGAUUGCUGAACAUGCAGUGUUUGUAUAAUAAUAUAUAUAGUUUAAUAUAUAGUAAAAGCAUGCACUAUGGGGGUUGAGUCUUGUUGAGACACUCUAAUUAAUGACAGACAUGUAUUAUUGUAAAGGAACAUUUUGCAAAGAGACCCCAUGUACAAUGAAUAGAAAACCCCUAUAAAAAAGAAGUUCCACAACACAAAGAUGGCUUUUCUCAUUGACUUUUGAGACUUUUUUCAUGCAGUUUCUUCUGGAAUACAUGUUUUGUAAACCUUGUUUAGUCUUUGAACACAUGAUUGGUGAUGAUAUGAGAACAGAACUUGUUGUUGUGUGCGUUUUGCAACUGAAAAUGCUCCUUCAUGAAGCUUAUUUGUAAUACACUAAAUACUCAACAAAAAAACUUGUCCCAAACUCAAAGGCAAUAAAGAUGUUAUUUUAAA